AUGGCAAAUAAGACUGCCAACCAUCCCGCCAUUCUAGAAUGGGAAAAUCGCAUGAAAGAUCUACAGCUGGACGGUAUCAAACCGCGCUGUCGGCUGCCGGAUUAUAUGAUUUGUCCGUCUCCAGGUUGUGGUGUUGAGUUCCAUGGCAACGGUGCAUGGGACGAUCGUAUGGAGCACGUAGCGCGACAUCUCGAGGGUGCUGCCGCCGGCCGCGAGGCGCUGGUUUUCUUUGGCGGCAAGUCCGAUCCCACAUUGACCAACUGGGCCACGCGGCCCGAGGUAGGAAUUGCUAAGAGGGUCGGGCCGGACGCGUGGCAGUUGGAUAAUCCGCUCCGGCCCGAGAUUCGGGAGUGGACUGGGAACGAUCACGAUAUCGUCGGCAUCUCACCUAGGCUCCUUGCUGAAGAGAGGAUCCUGCCUUCAAGCGAGCCUUCUCAACAAGACGAAGGUGGCGGGGAUAAUGACAAAGCAGAGCAUCGCGACUCGUCGUCCGACAAUAGGAGUAGCCGGGAAAGAUCCAAGUCGGUAAUCGAGGUUGCUGGACCACAGUCGCCGAUCAGAGGUGACAACACGGAUCCCGAGCCUGAUCAACUAAGCGACCCUGGUCGCGCGCCCGAAGACAAAGUCACAAAGGAUGAUGGUAUCUCGAACCCCCAAAUGGCACCCGAGGAACAGCUCCGGCACUCUAUAGAAGCCAGCAGUCCAUCCAUUGUCGCUAGCUAG
This is a messenger RNA of Sporothrix brasiliensis 5110, 723 nucleotides long. RefSeq lists its product as uncharacterized. The coding region runs from base 1 to 723 and encodes 240 amino acids. The transcript has a single exon. Lineage: Eukaryota; Fungi; Ascomycota; Sordariomycetes; Ophiostomatales; Ophiostomataceae. Gene Ontology annotation, molecular function: DNA-binding transcription factor activity. The record is from RefSeq and is a predicted model, not a curated record.